CGUUCGUUUUGUUAUUUUUCCUCCACUUCGCAUCGAGCCGCGCGAAGUUCCUACAAAAGGGGGAAUACACGUUAGCAUCUGGUUCGUCGUGAUCGUUCGUGGAAUUAGCGGAUUCUUAAUGAAAACCAGUUCCUCUCGACGGCGUACGCCGCGGUUGAUCCUCUCUCCGCUCGUCCACACCGAUGGGAAAAUCCAACUCGGUUCGGGGACACAAAAAUCCGUGUUCGUUGGAAAAAUAAAGAUAAAAAGUGAUCGUGCGUUGGUGAUGGGUAUUCUAGAUCAUUGCUAAUGUGCUCAGAAAAGCUGCCCGGUGCAAGUGACCUGGUGCCAUUCGAACCACGCAUGCUGACUUGCUUACUUUACACUUUUGGGGAAUUACGAGUGCAGCAAUUUAGAGGCGGAUACUCAAAGCACGUGACGCAAUAUUUUUGGGCAAAUUCUUCUCGCGGCUUUCGGUUCGAAGUCCACCGAAUCCGCUUUUUUGUUCGUUGAUCGAUGUCGCGAUCUCCUCCGUCAAGUAGUGGUUAUUUCCAUCUCGACAACGCGCGUAACGUGUGAAAGCAUGUUUAGGAAGGUGGCACAUUUGCACCAUCAUCUCAUCCAUCAGCCGGUGGCGGCAGCAGCGGUGGCGACGGGAGCCGUCGUUAAUCGACAGCAACUGUUCCGACGACGACGACCUACAAGCAUCUAUCACGCAAUUCGUUAUCACAAAACCGGCACCGGCGGCGGCGGAAUAGCGACGAUAACCAACAACAAAAACAUGGCAAAGUCACCACACCCCGCAACUCUGCCCGCAGAUGACCGCGUAAGUUACGCCGAGCGAUCUGAAAUAUGGCGCAAUACGAGAAUUUCACGACACCACAUGGCGCCCGAGAUUGCGCUGCAUCUAAUCACGGAGGAAUGUGCCAUUUAUCAUCAGCCGAUCAGGGACGACUUUUGCUUCGCGACCGAACCAUUUUGGGGAUUUUUUUGGCCCGGAGGGCAAGCACUGACCAGGUUCAUUCUGGAUAAUGAGCGGUUAUUUUCCGGAAAACAAGUUUUGGACGUUGGCAGCGGGUGUGGAGCAUCGGCGAUAGCCGCGAGGCUGGUCCGGGCUAAACGCGUAACUGCCAACGACAUUGAUCCCACCGCUCUGCAGGCCGCACUUCUCAACGCGGAGCUCAACUCGGUCGACCUGGAGAUAAGCGAUCGAAAUAUGAUCGGCCAGCCAUGUGACGAUUUUGACGUAGUGAUGAUAGGUGAUCUGUUCUAUGAUGCUGAGAUUGCUGACGUGUUGCAGCCUUGGCUUAUUGAAUUAGCUGCCAGCGGGGUUGAUAUCUAUAUCGGUGAUCCGGGUAGGCACGGUCUGACGGAGGCACGCCUGAGGAAUAUGAUUGAAUUAGCAUGCUACCAGCUGCCAGCUAAUGUUUGCAUCGAGAACAACGGAUUUUCGCAUGCCAGUGUUUGGAAGUUUGUCCCCUCAGGGAAUACAUAGUCAGGCAUGGGAAAAAUCAUUUCACGAAACGAUCAAUUUGAAAUCAUCCACCAACAUGCUCUUACUGUGAAACCCGAUCUCGGCAACCUUUCUUGUGCAGAGUUACGCGUUCAUGCGAAAGCGAGAAGCAAAACACAAAACUGAAAAAAGUGACAGCGUCCGGCUAUGAUUCAUUCUCUAUCGCAUACGUAGUGUUUUGAAUGAAAGCAAAAAGGAUCGCAAAUGAAUGCAUUCUUUCAUUCACAAAGAUUCAUUUCAAAACAUUCACCGGAUCGUUCUAAUAAAAAAAAAACUUGUCGUUCUUGUUUAUAGACCUAUGAAAUUUUCACCAAGUGAUCUCUUAUUGUUGAGUAAGGAGUUUGCAAUGUGCUGGUGAAAAAAAAACAUUUUUUGGAAUGAAACAACGCUGUACUCAAAAAAAUAUCCUGUUGCAAGUUAUCCGGGAAGAGGACAGAAAAUUCUACUUCAAAGCAGAAUUGCUGAGAAUUGCUAAUAUAAGCAAGCACCGCUGAUGCUCGAAACUUUCAAAAGGAACAUUUUAAAAUGCACCCUGCUGUCUACGCAGUAAUGAAUUUACCUGCACCGCCAUACCAGAAAACCGAACCGCGGAGCCGUAACAUGGAUUGUUUGAAAAAUACGAAAUUAAUAAUUGAACAAUUUUCAUGUAUGCCAUGUACAAGCAUGCAUUUGCCCGGAAAUAACUUCUUAAAACGAUUCCGUGCAUAUCAUAAUAUCAAUUUCAAGUGGAUUCUAGUGCAAUCUACUUCUCAACAUUGAUUAUAGUAUACAUUUACACUAUAAAGUUGACCUAACCCAACCAGAGAAUACAAUGUCACAUUCAUUUGUGAACUAAAAGUUGAUUCACUUGUGAAUGUUUACAGUACAAUCUUCCGAUUCAAUCCGCGAAUGAAGAACACGAUCUUCUUCAUUCAACAUAGUACGUGUCAUUCUUUUACCUGGCUCACAGCUUCGAAAGUUCCUCUCUACCUACGUUCAGUUGUGUUCUUUUGGAGAGUUUUAGUCGGAUCGUGAAUGAACGGCUGGCUGCUGUCAAAGCAAUGAACGGAUUCGCCAAGAAUCAUGCGAAUGAAUGAUAAUUCCCAUCCCUGUACAUAGUACCAGUUGUUCACUUGGAACUUGGCUGUUAAUAGUAGUAAGAGAGGUUUUUUAAUGAAAUAAAACGUGACGUGCUGCCAUUCCGAUUGAAAAAAUAAAUAAAAGCUAUACGAUGCUUAAAAAUGUAUAACGAAAUUUUUUUAGAUAGGCACGAAAUGUCAGUCGAAUGUGCAGAAAAAUUGCUUGUUUAAAAGAUUUUCAAUAAAUCAACGCUUUUUUGUGAAAAGGGCGAUAGUGAAGUUUUGAGUUGCGAUCAUUGAAUCAUGCAAUCUAGGAUGCAAAAAACAAUAGUUUUUAAAUGGGAUUUAAACAGGGCCGGCGGAACGCCAUUUUCCCGAGUGGGUAGUAAGACUCGAAGUAGUUCAGAUAUGCCGCGUGUAAGUGAAAAUGAAAAUUCACUGAUAAUAUCUGUUGGGUAUUUGGAAACAUUCUUUGUUAACAGGGCUGUAUGUCCGACGGCUCAGCGAAAAUGUGACGGGCAUGUUUCUAUUACUUUUUGGUAAGGUUAUAUUCCUUUUUUGGUGCCAGACCACGCAAUUGCGCAUUGCGGUAUUAAACUCCGCAUAUUACCGCAAAGGUAGUGACGAAUUUCGGUAGCUGUUCAUGUAUGUGCAUCUCACAAUCACACACACACACACACACACACACACUUUUCAGUAUCUGUCAAUUUAGGCUCUGUUAGUAUGUAGGAUAAUUCGGUCGAUUUCUAUAAUAGUAUUAGUAUCGAAUCAAACCAGUCGGAGCUCUGCCCGAAUUCAGGCUGGAAUCUGCACCAAUAUUGACAAAAUUGGCGGCAUUACGGAUUUUUUGCAGGGUAAGUUGGAUAGUGAAAUAAAAAAUUUAGGCAGUUUCCGAACCCGGCCUUGUUUCCGGAUCCGACACAGUUCCCGAUCCGGACCAGUUCCCGAAUCUGGACCAGUAUCCGCAAAUGGACCAGUCCCUGGAUCUAGCCCAUCGCAUUUUCCCCUUACAAGGUUCGGACCUGAACCACGCUCAGAUUUGGUGCUUAGAUCUAGACAAGUGUCUGGAUCCGGACCCUCGUUCGGAUAAGUGGAUCCAAACUGUAGGUCUUGCUUUCCGCACAUGACGGGAAGGACUGUUAAUAUUUUGUGCAGGCUCUACCUUACUGUUGACAUCCAUGAUAGGAAAAAAAAGUUCAUUUUAACUCCGACCGAAAUACCCAACCACUAUUCCGAGUCGGUUUUUUCUGACUGUGCUUUGAAGCUAGCCGAGUGUGAGCCGAUCUUCAAAUACGGAAUGUGUCGUGUAGAGAAAAUCGAAACUGUGGUCUUUAUCCAGAUUGUGUUCGUUUCACUUGCACAAUAAAAUGACGAGCGAAGUGCUACACUUUUCCAGAAAGUCCGACGCGUUAAUAUUUAUUGUAUAAGAAUUGAUGAACAUGAGUUCGAUGCAUAGAAGAUUUGAAUGUGUUGGUAUUGCCGUUUAAGGAAUUUUUGUUGGGUCCGUUUUAGUAUUAAACGACUUGGUAUUAUAGCAUUUUUUUCUUAUUACCGUAAAGGUAUUACGGCCGUG
Molecule: messenger RNA, 4123 nt
Organism: Topomyia yanbarensis
Lineage: Eukaryota; Metazoa; Arthropoda; Insecta; Diptera; Culicidae
Product: electron transfer flavoprotein beta subunit lysine methyltransferase-like
Exons: 7
Coding region: 563-1474 (303 amino acids)
Biological process (GO): peptidyl-lysine trimethylation
Cellular component (GO): mitochondrial matrix
Molecular function (GO): protein-lysine N-methyltransferase activity
Source: RefSeq, a predicted model, not a curated record